GAAGGGAUCAGUUCCCAUAAGGCGCUGGAAUGACAUAGAUAUCACCGGUGUAGUUGUUACUUUUAACCAUGACAUCAUAGAUUUAAAAAUAAACCCCGAGGCACAAAUCCCCAGCACUACAUCAAGGGGAACACACCACCGUGGGAAUGAGAAGCAAGAAACCUGGGACACCGUGCCAUAAUCGGAUCACUUUUGUAAAAUACUGAACUGUUUCCAGGUAUUUAAGUGGCAGCUGUCAGGAGUUAUCCUCUCUCCCCUUUUUGGGAGCCUUUUAAUACCAUCCAAGUGGCUCAUCCUUGUUUGUACGCCUUUGCCCUGCCAAUCUCCUGUUCCAUCUCCCCCCCCCGUUGGACACCUGUUGAUAGGUGACACAAGCUAUUAUUGUGGCGAUUAACGGAAAGCGAUCGGAGCAUGAAAGAGAACCCAAUCCCUCUCAGGAAGGGCCAGCACUUUCAUUUCAAGUUGUUUUUGAGGAAGUGCUAAAGGCGUUAAGUUGGCUGGCCUGGGCAGGGUAUUUUUCCUUCGGUUUUGAAUUUUGUCUUUUCCACCUGGCAACCGUACACGCGUUGCUUUAUUGACCGGCUUGCCAUGCUGCAGCAAAUUUUGCGGGAUAUGUACAUCGAUCCGGAGCUACUGGCCGAACUGAACGAAGAACAGAAGCAUGUCCUCUUCUACAAGAUGAGGGAAGAGCAGGUCAGGAGAUGGAGGGAGAGAGAGGAAGGCACCCAGGAGGGAGACUCGGCUGUGCUGCAAAGGACAGUGAGACUCAAGCAGAGUAAUGACAAACGAGUGCAGUGGCUCUGCGGGACUGAUGGCGAGGUCUGGGUCUGGAUUAUGGGAGAAGCUCCUGGAGACAAGCCUUAUGAGCAGCUUACAGAGGAACUUAUUGCAGAAAGAGCCAGGCAACAAGCCCAGAAGGAAGCAGAAGAAUUAUGGAAGCAAAAAGAAGCGGAAAUCACAAAGAAGUUUCGAGACGCUAUGGCGAAGGAGAAAGCUCGAAUAGUGGCAGAGAAGUGGAAGAUAGAGACAGAAGAUCGCAAAGCAGCCAAAAUGAUGGAGGAGAAAAUCCAGGAGGAAUUAAAGAAAAGAGAGGAAGAAGAGAGGCAAAGAGGUGAAGAGCAGAUACGGCAACAGGAGGAACGCAGGGCUCAAGAGCUGUACCUGAGCCUCAAGCAAGCCCAGCAGUAUAGCCUGCAGAAUGAAAAGGAAGACCAUGAAUGGGAAGAACAAUUACGUCGCUCGAAAGCUGCGGAUGAGGAAAGGAGCCAUAAAGCACGCCGGGCCCGAGAUGAGUAUCGGCGGCAAUCCUUGCGGGCAAUCCAGAAAGGGAAAGUGGCUGGUCUCAGUAACCUGUUCCAGGCAGCUGGUCUGAAUAUCGAGCCAGAAGCAAAGCUGAAUGACGCCUGUCCCAUUCCAGCAUUCACCAUGACGGUAUCAACCAGUAAAGCCUGGGAACGGCCUCUGAGGCCUUUCUCCAGAGAAGUUAUUAUUCAGUGGUUCAAAGAAGAGCAGCUUCCACGCCGUGCUGGAUUCGAGAGGAACGCUAAUACUGUGGCGCCUUGGUUUCAUGGCAUUAUUAGUCGCCAGGAGGCAGAAGAGCUGCUGAUGAACAAGUCUGAGGGAGCAUUCCUAGUGCGGGUCAGUGAGAAAAUCUGGGGAUAUGCCCUGUCCUAUCGCCAUCAGAGUGGAUUCAAACAUUUCCUGGUGGAUGCUUCCGGAGACUUCUACAGCUUCUUAGGGGUGGAUCCCAACCGUCAUGCCACACUCACAGACCUUAUUGAUUUCCACAAGGAAGAAAUAAUCACAUCCUCUGGCGGAGAGUUGCUGCUGGAGCCUUGCAGACAAACAAAGAACCCACCUGAUUAUAGCCCUUUAUUUGAAUGACUGUGGAGACUAUAGUAAAUAUUUCUGGAGAGCAGGAAUAAUUAGUGAAAUGACUCCACCUUAAGAUAUAAGACAGCAGCUUAUCACCAGCUAAUGAAUGGCAAAUGUUAACCAAGAACAAGUCUUAUAUAGGCAAUCCAACUUUUAAUUCGCAGCCAUUAUUUAUCUUAUUAGCCAUUUAAAACUGGAAGCACGUGAAAACAAUUCCUCUACAAUUGUCCUUCAGAAUAGGGUUAAACCACCAAUGAUGAUCAAAAAUCACCCCCC
Lacerta agilis (Sand lizard) is the source of this 2151-nucleotide messenger RNA. RefSeq names its product SH2 domain containing 4B (gene SH2D4B). Lineage: Eukaryota; Metazoa; Chordata; Lepidosauria; Squamata; Lacertidae. The coding region runs from base 589 to 1884 and encodes 431 amino acids. The transcript is spliced from 8 exons. Gene Ontology annotation, cellular component: cytoplasm. The record is from RefSeq and is a predicted model, not a curated record.